AUGCCCCCCAAACCCGGCCGCCUUGCUUCCAUUCUCCGUCCAUGGGACUUGAUCUGGUUUUCUAUUUGCCUGCACUGGGAAGCUUUGACACAAGCGAUUCGUCAAGACGGUCUCGCAGCACUUGGCCGUCCACGACAAAUUCGAGAUGCCGCUUCAGCAAAGUUGCUCAGUAUAACCUCGGGCGGUUUUAUCGCUUACGAAGACACAACCAUUGUUCCCUCGCUCGUUCAAGCCGCUGGCGGCGUUGUUCUCGAACUGGGCCCAGGGCCAGGCAAUCAGAUUCAUCGUUAUGAUACCUCUCUUGUCAAACAUGUCUAUGGUGUUGAACCUAAUCCGCACUUUAAAUACGACAUAGAUGCCAAAUUGGACAAGCAUGGCCUACGGGAUAAGUAUAAGCUUAUAGCUUGUGGCGUUGAAGAUAGCGAUGUCCUGAGAGAAGAGGGAAUCACGGAGGGGAGUUUGGAUGCCGUGUUAUGCAUCCAGGUCCUGUGUGCCGUAAAGGAUCCGAAGAACGUGAUGAAGGAGGUGUGGAAGCUGCUCAAACCUGGAGGCAAGUUUAUAUUCUGGGAACACGGACGGAGUAGAAACCGUUUGACGACUGUAGCGCAAGCGUGCUGGAAUCCUGUAUGGAGCACAUUUGUCGGAUGUCAUUUGACUCGCAGUGUGUUGGCAGACAUUCUCAACAGUGGAGAGUGGGAAAGUCCGCACGAGAUCGAAGAACCUGAGGAACCAUUUAGUGUGCUGCCUAGAAUCCAGGGCGUGCUUGUCAAGAAGCACGCUUAA
Penicillium cinerascens is the source of this 783-nucleotide messenger RNA. Its product is annotated as class I SAM-dependent methyltransferase. Lineage: Eukaryota; Fungi; Ascomycota; Eurotiomycetes; Eurotiales; Aspergillaceae. The transcript has 4 exons. The record is from RefSeq and is a predicted model, not a curated record. Gene Ontology annotation, molecular function: S-adenosylmethionine-dependent methyltransferase activity. The coding region runs from base 1 to 783 and encodes 260 amino acids.